AUGCAUCAAGGCGUCUCUCGGGCCAUCUGCAGAUGGCAGAACCACCGCCUCCUCAGGCUCCGACCAAGCAUCUGCGGAGCCGCAAUCAACUCUCCAUCCAGCCUUGCCGUUUACGGCUCCCCCUCCUGGUCACCACCGUCACGACCGCUCACCAACGCCGCCGGCGAGCUCGCUCGCAGCUACACUCCCAUCAGCCGCGCGUCCACCCCUCCUCCGACAAAGUCGCCAGAAGAGCUCGCAGGCGCUCCCUACAUCGUUCGUCGCACACCCUCAACACAGCUUCCCGUCUACAGGCGAUCCAAGUCGGGAGGAAACCGCCAAGUUGUGUUUAUAAAGAAAGUGGAUGGUGACCGGAAGAAACUACUAGAAGAUUUGGUAGAGUCUCUCGGGGUGAGCAAGGAAGAUGUUAGACUCAAUCCGACGACGCAGCAUAUCGAGUUGAAAGGCAAUUACUAUGACAAGACCAAGUCUUGGCUAUUAGAGCGUGGAUUCUGA
Messenger RNA from Metarhizium album ARSEF 1941, 495 nucleotides. RefSeq names its product mitochondrial large ribosomal subunit L49. The record is from RefSeq and is a predicted model, not a curated record. Lineage: Eukaryota; Fungi; Ascomycota; Sordariomycetes; Hypocreales; Clavicipitaceae. The transcript has 2 exons. Gene Ontology annotation, molecular function: structural constituent of ribosome. Bases 1 to 495 code for a protein of 164 amino acids. Gene Ontology annotation, cellular component: mitochondrial large ribosomal subunit; ribosome. Gene Ontology annotation, biological process: translation.